Molecule: messenger RNA, 4844 nt
Organism: Castor canadensis (American beaver)
Lineage: Eukaryota; Metazoa; Chordata; Mammalia; Rodentia; Castoridae
Gene: Mapre2
Product: microtubule associated protein RP/EB family member 2
Molecular function (GO): microtubule binding
Source: RefSeq, a predicted model, not a curated record
UGCUGGCCCAGUGGGUGGAGAAAACAAAGCCCCCAGCUGUCAGCACAGGAAGGAGGCAACCGCGCCGGAGCAGUGUCCCAUUUCCCAGAGGAACACUUCAUUUCGACAGCCGAGGAGAGCGCUUGGAUGCUCAAGCUGGGGAAUGGCAGUCAAUGUGUACUCUACCUCGAUAACCCAAGAGACUAUGAGCAGACAUGACAUCAUUGCAUGGGUUAAUGACAUAGUAUCUUUAAACUACACAAAAGUGGAGCAGCUUUGUUCAGGAGCAGCCUACUGCCAGUUCAUGGACAUGCUCUUUCCAGGCUGCAUUAGUUUGAAGAAAGUAAAGUUUCAAGCCAAGUUGGAACAUGAGUAUAUUCACAAUUUCAAACUUCUGCAAGCAUCAUUUAAGAGAAUGAAUGUUGAUAAGGUUAUUCCAGUGGAGAAGCUAGUGAAAGGACGUUUCCAGGACAACCUGGAUUUUAUUCAGUGGUUUAAGAAAUUCUACGAUGCUAACUACGAUGGGAAGGAGUAUGAUCCUGUUGAAGCACGACAAGGGCAAGAUGCAAUUCCUCCCCCGGACCCUGGUGAACAGAUCUUCAACCUGCCCAAGAAGUCUCACCAUGCGAACUCCCCUACAGCAGGUGCGGCUAAAUCAAGUCCAGCUUCUAAACCGGGAUCGACACCUUCUCGUCCCUCUUCUGCCAAGAGGGCUUCAUCCAGUGGUUCAGCAUCCAGAUCUGACAAAGAUUUAGAAACACAGGUCAUACAGCUUAAUGAGCAGGUACAUUCAUUAAAACUUGCCCUUGAAGGUGUGGAAAAGGAAAGGGAUUUCUACUUUGGGAAGUUGAGAGAGAUUGAACUACUCUGCCAAGAACAUGGGCAGGAAAAUGAUGACCUCGUGCAGCGACUAAUGGAAGUGCUCUAUGCUUCAGAAGAACAGGAGGGCCACACAGAAGAGCCGGAAGGAGAGGAGCAAGUCCAUGAUCAACAGCCCCAGCAGCAAGAGGAGUACUGAACUGGCUCGGCAGCUCUUGACGCUUCCAUUGUGCGUGGGAACUUGUCUUCUGGGAAAUUGGAACAUGCGUGGCUUCAAACCAGUUGUUCCCAACCUGUCGUUACCAUCAACACACUGUUACAUACGCCAGCCACUGUGCUUGGUUCCCAUUUACUUUGCCAAGAUGCAUUAGCAAACGACCAUUUUGGUCGCCUACCUGAGCGAUCAUAGGGUCACAUACCUUCAACUUCACCACUUGGCUUGAGAUUGGUUCUGCUCUUUCCCUCGUUUCUUUCCAGAACAGCUCUUCCCUCCCCAACACCACCACCACCACCACCACCACCCCUUUUUAUCCUAGUGUGAAACAAUGGUAAUUUGAUACAUGGUAUUUAUAUUGGCAUUUCUCAACUCAGUGUCACUAGAUGUCACAUGCAUUUGUGGUGCUUUGAUGUUUGCGAGUCUAACCUCUGAUAAUAAAUUUGGUCAAAUAAUCAAUUGGAGCAAAGGGAAACAGAUACUUGAUAUGAAAGCCAUAAUGACAGUGACUUGUGUCAUGGAGGGAAACAGAGUCAGUUUCUCUCUCCACUCACGAUAUGAAAGGGAAAAUUUGACUCAAAACUAGGACUUCAGGGCCCAGCAGUGCUUAUGGAGCAGCAUGUUAGACAACCACGCAGUAUGUUGUUAGUUUUGAAAGACAGUGACUCAAGGAAAACACCAUCUCAGCUCUGCCCUUCUCCUCAUGCCCCUGCCUCCCACCCCAUAAUAAGUUCUCAUGUUAUUUUCUUUCUCAGGGUCCUCUUCGGUGGGCAGCCACUAACCCAAGAUGUUGUCACUCAAUUAUCUGCAGUCCAAAGGGGGUCUUGGUAGGUACCUGUCCCCCUGCCUCAUCCCUCUUCCUCCUUGUGUGGGUUUCAACCCAUUUCUUGCCAUUCACAUUAGGGGAUUCCUACUGAAGGAUAACUUGAGAGUGUGCAGCCUGAGUGCCAGAGUUCUGCACUGUGUUGCACACUGGCUGGAAGGAUAGAAGUGAAGACCUCGUUAAUAAGAGCAUAAUUCCAGGGGAGAAGCAUGCUUCUGUAAGUCUCACAUUGACACUGGGGUAACAGCACAGAAAUGCCGAUGACUCCCAGUACCUUCUGGAAUAAAGAAUCUCCCCUCUUCAACACAAGGGCCCUCCUUGUCAUUGACAUUUGCUAAACCAUGGCAAUUCAUAUAGAGAGAAAACAUUAAUGAAUUUAAAGCAUUCCUUAUUUUUUUAACUAAUAGUUGCACAUUUUCUUAGUCUCUUUCCAAAUCUCUGCCUUUCUGCUCCACCCCACCCCACCCCCUUUUAACAGACUGUGUCUCUUCUCGGAUCUUCAUUUCACUUGGUUUCCAACUUUAGUUUAUUUUCACUUGUUAUUUGACUUAGCAGGUGCAACAAAAACAAGCAACAAAUGUGCCCACCCCACUUUCCACUUAACUGAAAAGCUUAAAAAUAAAUUUAUGAAUUUUGCAUCAUAGAGCUUUGAAAUUUCGUUAUUAAUUGAUGAAACACUGAUUCUAAGUUCUGGCAUUGAAGUUUUGCACCAAAAGAAGUCUUUCCAAAACCUUUUGCAGCAAAGUGGUAUUUAUUCAGUUAUAUGUGGAAAAGAUGGCUUGUAUUUUUGAGAUUAUUACAACUGUGCAGAACUGGACAGAUGUUCCGUGGUGUUUGGUUUCCCUUUCUUCUCUCUCCUGCUCACCCUGCACUACAGUGGCAGCUUAUUUCUCUGAGGCUGGAAAGCCUGGCUCCCAGCAGUGACGUCCUCCCAAACCUGGUUACAGUAGUGGCUGUGCUAUACAGUGUCAUGCUUAAUGUGUGCCACCCUCCUAAACCUGUUGUACUCACUGACUUUCUUUUUAAAAAUAGCUCUUGUAAAAGGUGUGAUAAAUUGCUCCUUGCAGAUAAUUCUGUGGUUCCUAGGCCAUUCUUUACCUGCCCUGGACGUCUAAGUAAUGCCCAGUGUCACACUCCUGUCAUGUGGAUAUACCAGGAAGUUAGAAUUGUGUCUUCUCCUGAGCCACUUGACACUGUAUCACUCACAUGAGGCUUCCCGAUGACUCUUACUGGAACAACAAGAGUCAUUCCUGUUCAAUUCCCCAGGUUUCUGAGCUGUAGACAUGUUGGUCAUAUUUCCUCACCUGCAAAGAGAUCUUCCCAGCCAACAUACUCCAUUCUCCUUCCCAGUGGCUUAGCACAGACUCUAUUCAUGUAAAGAAGAGCUGUAACUUCCUUUUCCUGUCCCUAUCUUAAACAUCUUAGGUGGUGCGCCCAGGUGAUAUCAUGGAUGCUUUGGGGAAUCCUUAACAGCUAUGUUUCAGAGUCCAUCUUCUUGAGCUGCAACCCGUGCCUCUGCACACCCACUACUCAUUGCCCAUGGGUGGUGGGACCCCAUCAUUCUCUCAUAUUGACCCCACCCCCAGUCACGUGUCAUCAUGGCAGGCAGAGAAGCAUCCCUGGGUGUGUGCCCUGCUCCUCCCUCUCAGAAAGUUGGAUUUCUUUCCUAGUUCCCCUCACACUCACCGUGGGCUGGUUAUAGCACUUCCAUUGCCACUUUCAGAUUGGAAAUGACCGAAGCAGGGGGCAAAGAGAAAGUUCAUGUUCAUUUUAAGUAGAAAAGCAGGGGAAAAAAAAGACAAAAACCCUGUUGACCUGAGAGAAGUAAACUCCAGAAGGGAACCAAGAAUUCCUCCCUUCCCUGGUGAGUACUCCCAUUAUUCCGUUAAGGUUUAACAUGCAUUCUGAUUACUUUUACUAAAUAGUACACCAUAAAGCUUUUGUUAUAUAUUAAAUGUAAACUGAAAGGAAUGUAAACAUAUGUAUUGUUAAUUAUAAAUAUAGAUAAGUAAUGACAUAAUAGAUGAAAAAGUCUUAUUCAGAUGUAUCCCAUCCAUUUUACAUUACCACCUAUUGUCGCAUGGUAGAAUAGAUUUUUGUCUCUGAAUAUGUGAAUAACUUGACUUGCGUUGAUCUUUUUACAUAUUUAAUAAAAAAAAAACAUAUGUUAAAAUCUUCCUGGGUUUCUAGAUUCUGAAAUUUUUGUGCUAAAGAUUUCCUAUUCUGCAAGCAUGUGUGUAAAUAGGAAGUUUAUAUGGAUACACACAUCUGCCCACAUUUGUAUAGUUUACACAGGGAAAGGGGAUUGUCUUUGUAUCAACUGAUGACUGAUGUUUUAACAGAAAUUACAGAUUUGUAUGUGAUAUCAAUGUAGCAGUUGUAAUAGCUUUAAAAAAUUCUUUACCGAAAAAAUAUAAUAAAAAUAAAACAUCCCCUUGGGAAAUUCCACUUGCAAGCAAAUAAAACCCUAACUCCAACCUGUUCCAUCUGGACAAGACAGUUCUGGGGAAAUGGGAGACUGUGGGAGAAGCAGACAUAUGUUUCUAAGGAAAGCUUUGUAGCAGGACGACCUGAUUGGCCAAGCUCUUUGAAUAAGUGUGUUUUAUCACCCUUGUUCGUUGAGUUUCAACAGUGAUGAUUUGUGGUCAUAAGCCAUAAGUGGAAUACAGAACUUACAGGCAGUGCAAUGAGUGAAAAACAAAUGCAUUAAAAUUGGAGACUGUCCAAUGGGUGACUGUCCCUUAUAGACCUGCCUGCAGGUGAUGGAGAUGCCGCCAUUUCCUUUUCACCCUGAAAGGUGUCAGCCUUCUGUAAACUGCUCUCAAGCACCACCUAGAGGCCAGUCGUGUUCUGUACUGGCCUUUGGCAAGUCUUGCAUUCACUUGCCUUCAGCACUUUUCUCUUAAGGGAAAUAACCUGAGACAAACACAUUGCCACUCUUUUCUGUAUAUGUGCAUAUCUCCCCCGGGUAUAUCAGUGACAGUCUGCCAACCAUGCCUGGGCUGUAAA